AUGCUGCCCAGCAUGGAGAGAUCGGUGAAUGGGAUUCUGUUGGCUCUCGGCUUGACUGCCAUGUGUCUCGUGACUGCACGUCAUGCGACCACCUUUGUGGUAACACCGGGCAGUCAGCGGCCGUCCCAGCUGCAGCGACUUGGAAAUGCGGCGUCGCCCGUGGUUCCUUACGCACCAGAGGAAGCAAGUGGUUUUUCGGCGGGCCACGGCCUUGGUGCGCUGGCCGCCGCCUCUGCCCUGGCUGCGCUGGCUGCACGCCGCCGGGGUCGAAAUGAUGCCACUCCGCGAGUUGUGAUGCAGGUCAGGAAGCCCACGCGCUACGCCAAGCCGGCGGCGAAAGGCAUGAAGCCGAUGAUCCAUCGAAAAGAGACCAGGGACGUCUUCAAAGAUGGCUUCGAAGGUUGGGUUGCAAACAAGGACAAGAACAUUGACUUCAUGGAGAAGGUUGUCCGUCAGCAAUUGCACGGCCGAUUUCAGUUCCAGUUCGCGUCCCAGCAUUUCUUCGAUACUACGCCCAUGUCAUCCGGUAUGUCCCGAAACAAGAGGGAUUUCGGUAUCUACAUGAACCACGACUACGAUGACAUGUUCUACGUGCGGAAGUUCUUGGAGCCGGCCAAAUUCAAGAAGCUGGCGCUGGGAAACUGGGAGAUGCCGGAGAAUGCCCCAAAAGUCGCCACCAUGCAAGAGCUUGUAGCAGCAGGAGUCCAGUACGGCCACAAGUCGAACAAGUGGAAUCCGGCGAUGCUGAAGUAUCUCUAUGCCGAUAACGAUGGCACCCACAUCUUCGAUCUGGUGCAGACGGCAGCCAAUCUUAACCGUGCCUGCUACUACUGCAUGGAGGCUGCCGCCAAAGGCGCUUCCUUCAUCCUCAUCGGAACGAAGGAGCAGGCCCGCCCCAUCGUGGCAAAGUACGGUGAGGAAGCUGGCAUCCACUACACUGACAUGAAGUUCGUGGGCGGCUUGCUGAGCAACUUCCCUGUGGUUCGGAAAUCCGUCGAACUCAUGCAGCAGCUUCGGGAAGAGAAGGAGCAGGGUGCUUGGAAUGUCUUCAACGAGUUCCAGCGCUUCAAGAAUACGUGCAAAUUGGAGCGCCUUACGAAGAAGUACCAUGGUGUUGAGGAGAUGACCGGCUACCCGGACAUCUGCAUCUUCGUGGAUGAGAUCAAAGAGCGAAACCCCAUCGCAGAGAUGGUGCGUAUCGGCGUGCCUUGCAUUGGCAUGGUCGACUCCAACAACGAUCCAAAGUUCGUGGACAUUGCCAUCCCUUCGAAUACCUCGAACACGAAGUCCAUUGACCUUGUCAUUGGCAAGAUCUGCGAUGCGAUCAAGAAGGGCAAGGUCCGACGCUCCGACUCGUGA
This is a messenger RNA of Symbiodinium sp. CCMP2456, 1359 nucleotides long. Lineage: Eukaryota; Dinophyceae; Suessiales; Symbiodiniaceae. The record is from the annotation of a GenBank genome assembly.